Messenger RNA from Ruditapes philippinarum (Manila clam), 780 nucleotides. Its product is annotated as galaxin-like. The record is from RefSeq and is a predicted model, not a curated record. Lineage: Eukaryota; Metazoa; Mollusca; Bivalvia; Venerida; Veneridae. The coding region runs from base 117 to 569 and encodes 150 amino acids. The transcript is spliced from 3 exons.
AUUAAAUCCUGUUUACCAUUGUCAAUUUGACAUGCUAUAUAACCACAUUUAAAAUACAAUUUUGCAUUAGACUGCUUGUUAUCACGACAACAGGUGAAACAUAAAACGGCAAUAGCAUGAGAGGUUUAAUUUUAACUUUGAUGAUCGUUUCUUUGAUCAGUGUUACAAUCACAGGCGCAGCAAAAUGUGGUUCAAAAACAUAUGAUUACAAGUACUAUACUUGUUGUAAGGGCGUUCUUACUUUUGGAAGUGGGCAGUCAUGUUGCGGGACACAAGCGUAUGACUAUAAAUACCAUACUUGUUGUUCGGGUAAACUCUCGUUUGGAAGUGGACAGUCGUGUUGUGGCGAAGAAGCUUAUAAUUACAAAUACCACACGUGCUGUGCUGGAAAAAUUAGGUUUGGAAGUGGACAGUCGUGUUGUGGCGAAGAAGCUUACAAUUACAAAUACCACACGUGCUGUGCUGGAAUAAUUAGGUUUGGAAGUGGACAGUCGUGCUGUGGAGAUAAGGCUUAUAAUCAUAAAUUCCAUUCAUGUUGUAACGGGGUUGUCCGAUUUGGAAGUUGUUAAUUAUUUAAAAUUCGAUCAGUUAAACUUUUGAAUAAACAAAGGAAAGUCUAGAAUAAUAAAGUUCUAUUGACAUUUCAAAAUGACUUAAACUAGUUGUAUGGAUGCUGUUAAUAAUUAAUCAUAUAAAUGUAAGGAAAAUUGAAAAUUAAAAAAAUCAUUUGUCAUAAAAAAUAUAAUGUAUCUAAGGAAAAUAAAAUAUCAAAGCAAAGAA